AUCACUUGUCCCUUCAACCAUCCAUAUUCCAUCCGUCUCCCCACACACUGGCCAUCUGAUAGUUUGGUGAAUCUAUUAUCUGACCAAAGCAACUUCGUUUGCAUGGACUACGCACUACGGCCUCGCACAAGGUGACAAGGCAACAGUAGCCCCCGCCAUGUCCAAGAUCGAGAAGCUGUCCAUCCAGGGCAUCCGGUCCUUCGGGACCGGAUCUGGCCGUGAGACCAUGCAGUUCUUCACCCCGCUGACCCUCAUCGUCGGCUACAACGGCUCGGGAAAGACCACCAUCAUCGAGUGUCUCAAGUACGCCACCACCGGCGAGCAGCCCCCCAACUCCAAGGGCGGCGCCUUCGUCCACGACCCCAAGCUCGUCGGCGAGAAGGAGGUCUUGGCCCAGGUCAAGCUCGCCUUCUCCUCCACCACCGGCGCCAAGUACGUCGUCACCAGGAACCUGCAGUUGACCGUCAAGAAGACCACCCGCUCCCUCAAGACCCUCGAGGGUUCCUUGGCCAUCAACCGGAACGGCGAGCGGUCCGUGAUAUCCACCCGCGUGGCCCAGAUGGACGACCUGAUCCCGAAAGAGCUGGGCGUCUCCACUGCCAUCCUCGACUACGUCAUCUUCUGCCACCAGGACGAGUCCCUGUGGCCCAUGAGCGAACCCGCCGCCCUCAAGAAGCAGUUCGACCAGAUCUUCGAGGCCAUGCGCUACACCAAGGCCAUCGAAAACCUCAAGGUCCUCCGGAAAAAGCAGGGCGAGGAGCUCGCCAAGCUCAAGAUCCACGAGCAGCAAGACAAGAUCAACAAGGAGAAGGGCGACCGCGCCGAGAAGCGAUCCCUGGAGCUGCAGUCGAGCAUCGAGGCCGACAGGGACCAUUGCACCGCCAUCACCCACGAGAUGGACGAGCUUGAGGAGAAGAUCAGGAAUACCCAUAUCAAAGCCAACAGCUUCCUCAACAUCGUCAACGACCUGCGGUCCAAGCAAGACCAGCUGCAGUUCCGCGAGUCGGCCGUUGCCGAGCUGCAAGCCAGCCUGGAGGAGCUGCUCGACGACCACGACGACCACGACGACCAGCGUCUGCGGGACUCCCUCGCCCAGUACGAAGAGCGCAUGGCACGCUACGAGGCCGAGGAGCGCCAGAACAGGGUGCAGUUCGCCGAGCUCCAGCACCACCUCGCGACAUCGAGAAAGGACUUGUCCGCCAAGCUGGCCGACCGCGGGAAGCACCAGUCCGACAAGGAAAAAUACGAGCGCCAGCUGGCCUCCCGCGUCGAGCUGAUCCGGGAAGCCGCGGAACAGCACGGCUUUCGGGGCUACGACGGCGACCUCAAGGACGGCCAGAUCAAGGCUUUCAACGACAGGAUACAGAAGCUGCUGGCCGACAAGAAGCGCGACCUGGACCGCGUGCAGAAGGAGAACGCCAAGGAGCUCGACCAGGCCACCGCCGUCAUCACCGACCUCGAAGCCCGCAAGUCGACCCUGACCCAGAACCGCGCCUUCGCGAAGCAGCGCAUGUCCGCCAUCGACAAGCGCACCAGCGUCUUGCAGAACGACGUCGACGUCCUCGACGUCGACGAGGGCGCCUUGGCCGUCUUGGACAGCCAGUUCGACGACGUCGACGCCCGCUUGAGGAAGACGGGCGAGACCAUCGAGGCCUCGGCCUUUGACGCGCAAAUCGAAAAGGAGAACGAGAGGCUCUGGCAGCUGGAAAGCGAGGCCGAGAGGUUGGCCCGCGAGCUGAUGGAGUGCACGAGGCUGGCGUCCGAGCGAGCCCAGCUGGACUUUAGAAAGAAGGAGCUGACCGACCGGAAACGAAAACUCGAGGCCUUGAUCAACACGUGGAAGGCCAAGCUCGACGCGCAGCUCGGCGGCGGGUGGGCGGCGGAGACCCUCGAGUCGGCAUACCAGGACGUUCUCAGGCGGCACGGCGACUCGGCGACGAACGCUCGCCAGCGACGAGAGCAGGCGAGAGAGAAGCGCCAGAAAGUCGACUACCGGCUCAAGACGGCCAAGGAAACGCACCAGAAGAAACUGGACGAAUCCGGGCGUUGCGAGAAGAAGGUCGUCGAUGUGCUGAGGGCGAUCCGAGCCGACGCCACCAUCGACGACUAUUCCGAGGAAGUGAGGAUCCACGAGGAGGAUGUGGAGACAUAUUCCACCGACAUCAGCCUCUUGGAGGCCCUGUCCGACUAUUAUCAACAGUGCCACGAGUACCUGCAGAAGAAGAACAAGUGCAAAAUGUGCGAGAGGGGGUUCGACGAGAACCAGGCCGUCGCCAAGUCGCGAUUCGUCGAGAGGCUGACCAAACGCAUCGACCCGGCCAAGCGUGAGCUCGCCAAGGCCGAUCUGGAAAAAGCCCAGGCUGGUCUGAACCGGCUGCGGUCGGCGAAGACGCAGUACGAGACGUACGAGAGGGUGGUGGCCGAGCUGCCGGGCCUGCAAGACGAGUACAGAGCGCUGGAGGCCGAGCUCGAAACGCACGACCGACAGCUGGAGGCACACGACGAGGCGGUGGCGGCCGAGGAAGAAAAGCUGAGGGAGGUCGAGUCGCUGAACAAGACGGUCAUGAACAUCGCCCAGGGCGACAGGGAUCUCAAGGAGUCCGAGGCCCUGGUCGAGCGGAUCAUGUCGCAGCAGUUGUCCGGCGCGGCGACGCGGCGGACGGCCGACGAGGUCCACGAGCUCCAGGCGACGUGCAACGACCAGAUCCGGUCGAUCACGACCUGCGUCGCCAAGCUCACGGCCGACCGCCAGCGCCUGAAGGACCAGCUGAACGGCCUCGAGCUGGAGAAGAGCGAGCUGCGGAACAAGCUGGGCGCGGUCCGGAACCAGCUCGAGCGGAAGAAGGACUUCGAAACCCAGAUCCACACGCUCAAGGACGAGCAGGCGCACCAGCGGGAGCUGAUCCACAAGGCGGACCAAGACCUCGAACGCAUCGAGCCGGAAAUCUCCACGGCCCGCGGGGUCCGCGACGACGCGCUGCAGCGCGGCCGGGCCAAGGAGCACGUCAUCGCCGAGGAGCGGGACAGGGUGGCGUCGUCGGUGACGGAGCUCAAGAUGGUGGAGAGCGACAUCCAGGACUACGUGGCGCGGGGCGGGCCGUUGAACCUGGCGGCGAACGAGCGGGCCAUCGGCGGGCUGGAGCAAGCGAUCGCGACGACGGAGAGGGACAUGUCGGACCUCACGCUGCGCACGAACAAGCUGCGGCAGGACAUGGACAACGGGGACCGCACGAAGCAGAACAUCGGCAACAACCUCAAGUACCGGGCCAACCGGCGGCAGCUCGAAAGCCUGCGGCGGGAGGUGGAGUCCCUCGCGUCGCACAAGGCGGGCGACGACUACGAGCAGCUCCGCGAGGAGGCGCGGCGGCUGGAGAACCAACACAGCCGGCUGGUGGCGGAGCGCGGGUCGGUCAUGGGCCAGAUGAAGACCAAGGACGAGGAGCUGGCGCGGCUGCUGGCGGAGUGGGAGAUGGACUACAAGGACGCGGCGCGCAAGUACCGCGCGUCGCACAUCAAGGUGGAGACGACCAAGGCAGCCAUCGAGGACCUGGGGCGGUACGGCGCGGCGCUGGACAAGGCCAUCAUGCAGUACCACGGCCUCAAGAUGGAGGAGGUCAACCGCAUCGUCGACGAGCUGUGGCGCAGCACCUACCAGGGCACCGACAUCGACACCAUCCUCAUCCGCUCCGACAACGAGGCCGCCACCGGCCGCCGCUCCUACAACUACCGCGUGUGCAUGGUCAAGCAGGACACCGAGAUGGACAUGCGCGGCCGCUGCUCCGCCGGGCAGAAGGUGCUGGCCAGCAUCAUCAUCCGGCUGGCGCUGGCCGAGUCGUUUGGCGUCCACUGCGGCCUCAUCGCCUUGGACGAGCCCACCACCAACCUCGACCGGGACAACAUCAAGUCGCUGGCCGAGAGCCUGCACGCCAUCAUCAAGGCGCGGCGCGCGCAGAGCAACUUCCAGCUGAUCGUCAUUACCCACGACGAGGAGUUCUUGCGGCACAUGCGCUGCAGCGAGUUUUGCGACAGUUUUUUCCGGGUGAGGAGGGAUGAUAAGCAGUGUAGCGUGAUUUCGCGGGAGAGCAUUACUCGGAUUGUCUAGUGUUUGUUGUGGGGGGCGUUAUUUUUUCUUUCGUUUUUUUUCUUCAUCAUAAACUGGAAUUUUGCGACAGGCAUAAUGGGAAUCGGGGGGUUAGACAGGAGUUUAUAGGGCUCUGCUAAUUUCAUGUCUGGCACUGGCAUGUUUGAACCCGCACUGAAGACGUGCGGCAGACACCCUACGAUGUUAUCCGAAGCCUGCAUGAUCCGUAAUUCUACCCUAUUAACACCGUCCUCCACCCUUUCGUGGGUAUGGUCCCAGUCGUUAGAAGCUCAUACGCAGAGAAUAGUUUUCGUUCCAAGGCC
Sodiomyces alkalinus F11 is the source of this 4404-nucleotide messenger RNA. RefSeq lists its product as hypothetical. The record is from RefSeq and is a predicted model, not a curated record. The transcript has a single exon. The coding region runs from base 158 to 4102 and encodes 1314 amino acids. NCBI's taxonomy places the organism in Eukaryota, Fungi, Ascomycota, Sordariomycetes, Glomerellales, Plectosphaerellaceae. Gene Ontology annotation, biological process: chromosome organization involved in meiotic cell cycle; telomere maintenance via telomerase; telomere maintenance via recombination. Gene Ontology annotation, cellular component: condensed nuclear chromosome; Mre11 complex; nucleus. Gene Ontology annotation, molecular function: single-stranded telomeric DNA binding; G-quadruplex DNA binding; ATP hydrolysis activity.